AUGCUAUCUCUUUCAGUCCCACAAUCCCAUGACGAGCUCGCUCCCCAUCGGGAGCUUCACCGUUUGCUCAACAAUGGCCAACUAGCCACCCCCGAGCACAGGGGUAUCUCCCCCCUAGAAGAGGCCCAAUCCGCUGAUCACGCGGAGCUGGACCUGGAGAGCCAAAUGCGGCUGUUGUGGGCUCGAGUACUCGCAAUCAACCCUGAUAGCGUUGGAAAACAUGAUGAUUUCUUCCAAUGCGGCGGUUCAGCCGCCAGUGCGCUUCACCUGAGUCAGAUCACAAGCGAUCAUGGGCUGCUCUUAACUGUGAAAGAUAUAUUUCAAGCUCCACGUCUAGCAGACCUAUCCGCUAGAGCUCGUUCAUUAACAGAAUCGACCGACCCUGACUCCAUCCAUCCUUUUUCAUUGCUGAAACCUUCCUUGGAUCAACGAGAAGCCCGCGCCCAUGCGGCCCAAUUGUGUCAUGUUAAGGAACCCCAAGUGCUGGACAUGUUCCCAUGCACGCCGCUACAGGAAGGAAUGUUGGCCCUCACGCGUAGCAAUUCCGAAAACUAUGUGCAACAAUCGAUCUAUGAGAUAGAUAGCGGUAUCGAUAUCGAACGACUCCGGGCGGCUUGGGACCAGGUAGCGGCAAUAAAUCCCAUCCUACGCACGCGGAUAGUGAGCCUGCCAUACCACGGCAUCAUGCAGGUUGUCCUUGACCAAGGCGUGGAGUGGAUAUUCGAACCUACCCUCGACCGGUAUCAGCAGCGAGCCACGCCCGAGGAGCUUCCGAUGGGCCUGGGCGACCCCCUUACCCGGUUUGCUAUAGUUAGUGGGGAUACUGGGCAGCCUCGCUUCUUCGUUUGGGAGAUACAUCACGCCCUGUAUGAUGGAUGGUCUUUGCCGUUAAUCCUGGGAGAUGUUGAGCAUGCCUAUUACCAGGAGGCCAGCCCUGAGCUCACACCCCUGACCCCAUUUAUCAAGUACAUCCAAGAACUUGAUCAAAUCUCUCUCCGCCGGUUUUGGACCGACCAGUUCGCUGGACUUCAAGGAACGGGGUUUCCCUGUGCAGGCGGAACAACCUGUAUAGAGCCAUCCCCAACCGUUCUAACAACGAUGAUGACCCUUCGCGUGUCCGAGCUAGAUUGGGGCUGCAGUGACUUCACACCCGCUACAAUCGUCCGCGCGGCGUGGGCGGUGGUGAUGGCGAGUCGCACUGAUUCCAAUGAGGCCCUAUACGGUGUGACAGUGACAGGCCGCCAGGCGGCAGUUCCGGGCAUAGAACGGAUGGCAGGUCCAACCAUCGCCACCGUUCCAGUUCGUGUGAAGGUCGAUUGGGCGAGGGGAGCCUACUCACUCUUGGAGGCGGUGCAGAGGCAGGCGGCCGACAUGAUUCCCUUCGAGCAGACAGGUCUACAGAACAUUCGACGCAUCAGUGAGGCGGCCGCGAUUGCCUGCCGCUUCCGUUCACUCCUAGUCAUCCAUCCCGCCCCAUCAGAGAAUCUUCAACCUCCAGAGAGGCCUUUCCUCGCUGAGGUUGCUCACCCGCCGAUGGAGGGCCGCGAGUGUAGUGGCAGAUAUGCCAUUGACAUCGAUUGCGAGCUGUCCUCUAACGGAGUUCGUGCAAAUAUGGAGUUCGAUACUCGUCUUAUCCGCAAGCCAGAAAUGAACCGCAUCGUCCAGGAGUUUGGGGAUGUUUUAAGGCACCUGGCGGGUAGCUCUCAUGGUCAGACGAGUCUAGCUGAUAUGGUUGCAUCAAUCUCAUCUCCUUCGACGGCAAGGAUAGCCGACAUCUUGCGGUGGAAUGCGCGCGUCCCUGAUCCCAUUGAAGAGUGCGUGCACCGCAAGAUCGAAGACAAGGCUCUAGAGUGCCCGCGAUCUCCGGCAAUACAUGCGUGGGACGGCGACCUGACGUAUCAGCAGUUCAUAGAGACCUCCACCAGACUUGCACUUCAGCUAGCCAGGAUGGGCAUAGCGGGAACCCUGGUACCACUGUUGUUUGAGAAGUCACUCUGGAUGCCGGUAGUGGUGCUCGCCGUGAUGAAGGCGGGUGGUACUUUAGUGGCUCUAGACAUGAAGCAGCCGAAAGAACGGCUCAUCCAGAUUGUAUCUCAGACCAAUUCACCAGUAUUAUUAUGCUCGGAGCAGAAUAAGGCUCUGGCCCAGAUGCUCGGGCGCCAGCAUUUUGAAGUUGGAUGGAGCAAUCACCACCAAGAUACCAAUAAUCAGCAACUGAUUGGGGAACUGCCCAUCGUUCAUCCCAGAGACCUGUUGUACAUCAUCUUCACCUCUGGAAGCACUGGUACACCAAAGGGGGUCCGUAUCACGCAUCGCAACUUCUGUACUGCCAUUGCACACCAACAAAAGGCGUUGCAGUACAGUGAAAAAUCAAGAGUGAUUGAUUUUGCCUCAUAUGCCUUCGAUGUCACCUGGUCCAACUUUUUCCUGGCCUUGACUGCAGGUGCAUGCAUAUGUAUCCCCUCUGCACAGGAACGCGAAAAUCAACUGGCCGACUGCUUAACUAAAUAUGAUAUCAACUUCAUGGACUCAACGCCCUCACUAGCCAGAGCCUUGGGCAAAGACGUACUGUCAAGGCUAACCACAUUGAUCCUGGGUGGAGAGGCGAUUCUACCGAGCGACGCCUGGUUAGCGGGUGACCAUACCCGGGUUAUCAACGCAUAUGGCCCUGCUGAGUGUACUCCGACAACCCUGCUGGCACCACUGGACGCAACUGGCGUUCGGAUUGGCCGAGGUGCCGGCGUGUGUACAUGGAUCGUGGAGGCAGACGACUCUCAGCAGCUGGCGCCGAUGGGCGCUGUUGGGGAACUGUGGCUCGAAGGGCCUCUCGUUGGUGAUGGGUAUCUUGACGAUGCUGAAAAAACCGCUGCCGCCUUUGUUCAGGACCCCAUCUGGUUAGUAAAGCAGGUUGGGAGGCAUGGGUGCGUCUACCGCACAGGAGAUCUGGUUCGAUAUGAAGCGGAUGGAUCAAUUGUCUUCGUCGGGCGGAAAGACCACCAGGUCAAGAUCAGAGGUCAGCGUGUCGAGUUAGGCGAGGUAGAAAGUGCCAUCCGCCAGCUUGUUCAGCAAGCUGUAGCUCAUGUUGUUGUCGAGGCCAUACAGCAGACUCCCGAAGCUACUGGUCUUACUUUGGUCGCUUUUUUGACCCUUCAAGAAGCCCAAACAAUGAGUGAGGCCACACACAGCACCGCCGUGAGGCAGAUCACUGACGGGCUCGCUGGUCGGCUAGAGGAACUAUUGCCCUCAUACAUGGUUCCAACCGUAUAUUUCCCACUACAGGAGAUGCCUGUGAUAGCCACUGGCAAGAUCGAUCGGAAGCGUCUAUGCGCAGUGGGCCAAUCCUUGUUAUUAAAAGCCCGUACUGAUAUCCAGGGAGAAGAUGAGAUUGAGAACCGGGAAAAGGAACCGUUAAGUGAAACGCAAACGAUAUUACAGAAAACUUGGAUGUCCGUUCUCAACCUGUCGCAGGAGGAAGCAUCGAUUGAUGUGCCAUUCGCCCGGUUGGGCGGAGACUCCAUUUCGGCCAUGCAAGUGGUAUCACAGUGCCGGAUGCACAACCUUCACUUGACUGUGAGCGACAUCCUGCAGGCACGCACGAUCAGGAACCUAGCCGUCUGCUGUCGGGUAGAUCAAUCUCAGGACCAUGCAUCGGUUGCCGAGCUCGAAGAUGAAGACCAUUUGUCUCCAUUCGCGUUGUCCCCAAUUCAGCGCAAUUUCUUUGAUACUUACCCUGACGGGCUAAACCACUAUAACCAAUCCUUUCUCUUGGAUCUCAAGGACCCUGUGUCUGUGGCCGCUCUUAAGACCGCUAUGGACGCAAUUGUUGCUCGUCACGCAAUGCUACGUGCACGUUUUGAGAAGAGCCCAGUCACGGAAGUUUGGAGGCAGAAGAUCGCUGAGAAUGGCGCAGAGUUAUUCGGAUUUGCCGAGCACUCGAUGACUGAUAAUGCAGCAGUCUGCACGGCAGCUCAAUGGCGACAAGAGAACCUAGACAUCCAGCAAGGUCCCGUCUUUGCUUGUGACCUGUUCAACCUCCCUAAUGGUAACCAGAUGAUCUUGCUGUCUGCGCAUCACUUGGUGAUGGACCUAGUAUCCUGGCGUAUCUUGUGGGCCGACCUAGAGGAUCACCUUCAACAUGGCGAACUCCGUUCUCCUCAGACACUAUCCUUCCAUUCCUGGUGUGCGCACCAAGCAGAGGUGGGCCGCACGCUGUCACCAUUGGCAGUGCUCCCGUACUCUAUACCCCAGCCUCAGUUAAGUUUCUGGGGUGUACCCCUGGAGGAUAAUACCUUUGGCCAAUGCGAGUCCGUAGAUGUGGCCUUUUCCCAGGAUACUAGCUCCAUGGUAUUUGGGAGAAGUAAUGAUAGUCUCCGGACCGAGGCUGUAGAUCUUAUUCUCAGCGCUCUAUUCCACGCGUUCGUCCAUACGUUCCCGGAGCGCUCUAUGCCCGCGAUCUGGAUUGAAGGCCAUGGACGUGAGCAGCCUUCCGACCGCCCAGUCGACAUCUCAGGGACUGUAGGAUGGUUUACUACGCUGUAUCCCCUCGCCGUUCCCAUCAGUUCGGAUCACUCCCUCGCCCUUGACGUUGUCCGACUUGUCAAAGACACACGUCGAAAGGUACCUGGCAAGGGGCAACCAUUUUCAGCUUGCCGAUAUCAUAGUGAAUCUGGCCGUCAAGCCUUCAAGGCUCAUGAUGUCCCGGAGCUCGUGUUUAACUUUUCAGGUCGGUUCCAGCAGCUCGAGAAAGAAAAUGGCAUUUUCAAUGCCUCGUCAUCGACCCCGGACAUGGAUGAUACGAUGCCCACGAUCACAGAAAUUUCUAAGUCAGCACGACGCCCUUCCAUGAUUGAUAUAGAAGCAGGUGUGGUUGACGGGGAGUUAAAAGUUUCAUUUAUCAUUCACAAAAUGAUGAACGGGGAUCGGCUACGAAAUUGGAUUAGCAACUUCAAACAGGAUCUAGAACUCCUAUCUCACAACCUGGCUCAAUCCCCGAUUGGGUUCACAUUGAGUGACUUACCUCUGCUCCCCAUAUCAUACCAGGGCCUCAACAACCUCCUUGAUCAGCAAAUCCCUCGAAUGGGAAUUAAAUCAGAAUCCAUUUUAGACGUCUAUCCAUGCUCACCUUUACAAGAAGGCAUGUUAAUAAGCGCGGCCAAGGGGGCUGGCUCGUACCAUACCCACACUAUCUGGCGUUGUGUGCCAGCUGAAGGAAGUGUUUGCCCCUUGCAACUGGAAAUGGCCUGGAAGAAAGUGGUCAGCAGGCAUACUGUUCUCUCUUCUGUCUUUGCUCUUCAUCCUGAGGGCAAUGGGUUCAUCCAGAUGGUGCUCGACGGACCGCCAAUUCGCGUGAAGCAGAUCACAACAGAGUCCGAUAGUCCAACCACGGCGUUACUAGAGAUGGACACUCCAGUAUUUACCGCUAAUGAGCCUCAACAUAUGCUAGCCAUCUGUCAAUCGAGUGUGACGGGAGAAGUGGCCUUUCGUCUUGAUAUGGAUCAUACCCUGAAUGACGCUCAAUCCGUAUCCAUCCUCCUAGAAGAGCUUGCAAAGGUUUAUGACGGCUCCGAAAUACUGCCAACUGCCCCGGCCUUAGUCGACAUCAUCCGUUAUAUUCAUAAAACCCCCAGAGCACAGACUACGGCCGCCUGGGUGAACCUCCUGGAUGGUAUAGAGCCGUGUAACUUUCCAGUGUCAUCGUCUUCGGCUACAGGACGAAUGUUGCGCGAAACCUUCAGCGAGAUAUCAGGCCCCACCCCGAUAUUUAAGGCCAAUAUCGUGGACUUCUGUAAAAAGGCAAGCAUCCUGCUUUCGUCUUUCCUGCAGGUGGCCUGGGCCAUGACCCUCUCCUACCAUACAGGCAUGCACCACGUUUGCUUUAGCUACCUGACCUCUGGCCGUGACGCUCCCGUUGCCGAGGUGGAGAGGAUGGUCGGGCCGUUGGCCAACCUGCUCAUCAGCAGAGUUGAUCUGGGUGCACCAGCAAGUCUAGUGCUUCGGACGGCCUCGGAGAGAACGGGAAAAAAUCUAGCCAUCCAAAAUGUGUCUAUAGCAGAGGUCCUCCACCGUCUUGGGCUCUCUGGAGAACGGCUCUUCAAUACAUCCCUUUCAAUUCGCUAUGCAGCUAAGGAUGAGGAAGGUCCGAAAAACGGGAUUUCGUUCCAAACCCUGGACAGUGAAGAUGAGCACGAGUAUGACUUAAAACUUAGCGUGUUGGUAGUCAGUGGCGGUCAAGCUGAUUUCUUGAUCGAGUAUCGUGAGCCUUAUGUCACGCAGCGGGUGGCUCAAGAGGUCUAUGAGACCCUUAGACAAGCGAUUGAUUAUCUUCUGUCCAUCGAUGUUGAUCUUACUGAUGAUGAUCCUGAAUUGGCGGCGAGCACCCUAGUCGUUGGUAGUGACAGCCGCGCGAAGUCAUCUUCACUCUUCGACCAAUUUUUCGCGCAAGCAGGCGGUGUCGAGAAGUCCAUUGCAGAGGACUUCUGGAAAGAUCAGUUCGCCGGUAUUCGAGCCGGCCACUUCCCCGAAGUGAAGCCAGCGGCAUCCUCUCAAAUAAAAUGUGACAACAAGGUACACCUGACCACAGAAGACCUCGAUCUGGCUGGAGGCAAUUUCGCGGUAGAUGUCAUAGUUAGGGCUGCAUGGGCACUCCUGACGGCUCGCGUCUCAUGCUCUGACGAGAGCUUGUUCGGGGCCAUUCUUCCAGGCAGUGGAGAGGCAGAACCGAUAUUCCCUAGCCGUAUAGUCCUUGAUUGGGGAAGCAGCAUUAGUUGCCUUCUACACAAGGUAGAGCAGCAAAUUUGCGAGAUGGCACCGUUCCAGCGGAUGCAUCUAGAGCAGAUAUCCCGCUUAUCAGACGAGGCUGCCCUGGCCUGCAAUUUCCAAACCCUGCUGAUAGUCCGUUCCCCUGGCGAUGAAGAGGACGAAGGCCAGCGAGAAUAUAACGCUGCCAAUAAAGUCGAGGAAAAAGGCUGGGAUAGAUAUGCAGUGGUGGUCGAAGUUCGCCUGGAGGAAAGCCUGGCCACGCACAUUAGCAUCAAGUUUGACUCUCAUAUCGUGGGCGCGGAUCGAGCUUCCCGACUUAUCCAUGAGCUCGAGCAUAUUCUCCGUCAAUUACUCGAUAUUGACCGGCGGCAGAGUAAGCUCAGCGACGUGACGGUGGCAAGUAAACGCGACCUCAACGAUAUCUGGACCUGGAAUGCCACACUACCGCCUACGAUUGAGGGCUGCAUCCAUGAUUUGAUACUUGAACAAGCUAUACAACGGCCACACUUCACCGCUAUCAGCGCAUGGGAUGGAGACCUUACAUAUGGCCAACUCCAUGAGCUGUCAUCCAAGCUAGCGCACCAGCUGCUCAUCAAGGGUAUCGGCAAGGGGAGUAUCGUUCCUCUUUGCUUUGAAAAGUCCAAAUGGAUGCCGGUCGCUGCACUUGCAGUUAUGAAGGCAGGGGGUGCGUCCGUGGCAGUCAAUACGGCACUCCCAGAGCAAAGAAUCCAGUCGAUCGUAACCCAGGUCUUCGCUGAUUCGAAGGUUAAGCUUCUACUGUCAUCUGUGCCAAACAGCACUCUCUGUCAGCGGCUGGGUGGUGAUGAAGUGUUGACUGUAGGGAGUGAUCUGUUUCUCCCUAUUGCCCCGAACACGCCUUCUCCCCAAUGGCCUACCGUCCACCCAUCAGACACCUUAUAUGUUGUGUUCACUUCCGGCACAAGCGGGAAUGCAAAAGGGGUCGUCAUCACCCACCAGAACUUUUAUAGCGCAAUUGCCUACCAGCGACAUCUUCUUGGGAUUGAUAGCAGCUCAAGGGUAUUUGAUUUUGCUUCGUAUGCGUUUGAUGUAGUCUGGCUAAACCUACUCAAAACGCUCACCGCGGGAGGUUGUCUUUGCAUUCCAUCCCAAGAGGAGCGCGAGAACGAUCUCGGUGCCUGUCUAGUCAAGUAUCAGGCAACAGUCGUUGAUCUAACGCCCUCUGUCGCGCGCAUCAUCGAGCCGAAAACUGUUCUUUCCAAGCUAUCUACCUUAAUCUUGGGAGGUGAAGCCGUCUCACCAAGCGACUUGGACCUGGUAGACGAAAGCACGCAGGUGGUGGUGGCCUAUGGUCCAGCUGAAUGUACCCCAACAAGUGCAAUCCUGCAGUUGACCAGACACUCAGAUGGAGGAGGAAUUGGCCAUGGGGCAGGUAUGUGCCCAUGGAUAGUUGAUCUUGAAAACCCCGAUGCACUUGCUGCGGUGGGCACCAUUGGCGAGCUUUGGCUUGAGGGACCCCUUGUUGGUUGUGGAUAUCUCAACAACCCUGAAAAGACUUCGAAGGCCUUCAUCCAGGACCCCGUGUGGCUUCGGUGUGGCUCUCCAGGUGGCGAGCAACCAGGUCGCCGAGGAACCCUCUAUCGCACUGGCGAUUUGGUGCGAUACAACGAGGACGGUUCGCUUGUCUUCCUUGGACGCCGGGACACGCAGGUCAAAAUCAGAGGCCAGCGUGUCGAACUGGGAGACAUCGAACAUCACGUCCGUUGCGCGAUAGUCGGCUCUGGAGCGGUUGACGGUACUGUGCAGGUCGUGGCCGAGCUCCUCCAGCUACCAGGGAUGAACGAUAGGUCUCUUGUGGCGUUCGUGAGUCUCGAGGGCGCCACCGUAGGUCGAGAAUCCGAAGAUUACAGCAGCUUCGUCCAGAAGACAAUGGCUGGUAUUAGGGAGCAGCUUGAACAGCUGUUGCCUCGCUAUAUGGUGCCGUCGGUAUAUAUACCGAUCCAAAACAUUCCAAUCUCGCCGACGGGCAAGACUGACCGACGGGAGCUACAUCGUAUCGGCGCCUCCUUCACCGUCCAGGGAGUUGCAUCUCUGUGCGGCUCAUCCGUCGACAAUCGGCGUCCGCCACAGACGAACACGGAGAAGUUGAUGCAGAGUCUCUGGGCGGAGGUUCUCCAGAUCGAUGACCUGGACCGUAUCAGCGCAAAUGAUAGCUUCUUCCGAAUCGGCGGCGACUCGAUUGCAGCUAUGCGAAUUGUAGCCAUGGCACGCUAUCAAGGCCUCGAAUUCACCGUCCGCGAUGUGUUCCAGUUUCCUGUCCUUUGCGAUCUCUGCAGUCGAUGCCAGGAAGAGUUGAAAAACUAG
Molecule: messenger RNA, 9102 nt
Organism: Arthroderma uncinatum
Lineage: Eukaryota; Fungi; Ascomycota; Eurotiomycetes; Onygenales; Arthrodermataceae
Product: non-ribosomal peptide synthetase
Exons: 2
Coding region: 1-9102 (3033 amino acids)
Biological process (GO): secondary metabolite biosynthetic process; amino acid activation for nonribosomal peptide biosynthetic process
Cellular component (GO): cytoplasm
Molecular function (GO): catalytic activity; phosphopantetheine binding
Source: RefSeq, a predicted model, not a curated record